Oncorhynchus keta (chum salmon) is the source of this 3717-nucleotide messenger RNA. RefSeq names its product nuclear factor of activated T-cells, cytoplasmic 2-like. The record is from RefSeq and is a predicted model, not a curated record. The transcript has 6 exons. Lineage: Eukaryota; Metazoa; Chordata; Actinopteri; Salmoniformes; Salmonidae. Bases 1138 to 1665 code for a protein of 175 amino acids. Gene Ontology annotation, molecular function: RNA polymerase II cis-regulatory region sequence-specific DNA binding; transcription factor binding; DNA-binding transcription factor activity, RNA polymerase II-specific. Gene Ontology annotation, biological process: calcineurin-NFAT signaling cascade; cytokine production; regulation of transcription by RNA polymerase II. Gene Ontology annotation, cellular component: transcription regulator complex.
ACUGAGCACGCACCCCUGAGGGGCCCCCGGGUUAAGGAUCAGCAUGGCAGAUGUGUUGUUACCUACCCUUACCACCUGGGGGUGGCUCAUCAGGAAGUCCAUGGUCCAGUUGCAGAGGGAGGUGUUUAGUCCCAGGAUCCUUAGCUUAGUGAUGAGCUUUGAGGGAACUAUGGUGUUGAACACUGAGCUGUAGUCAAUGAAUAGCAUUCUCACAUACAGUAGGUGUUCCUUUUGUCCAGGUGGGAAAGAGCAGUGUGGAGUGCAAUAGAGAUUCCAUCAUCUGUGGAUCUGUUUGGUCGGUAUGUGAAUUGAGUGUGGGCCUACAGUUUCUGGGAUAAUGGUGUUGAUGUGAGCCAUGACCAGCCUUUCAAAGCACUUCAUGGAUAUAGACAUGAGUGCUACUGGUCUGUAUUUAAUUAGGCAGGUUACCUUAGUGUUCUUGGGCACAGGGACUAUGGUGGUCUGCUUGAAAUAUGUUGGUAUUACAGACUCAAAGGGAAAGGCUGAAAAUAUCAAUGAAGACACUUGCCAGUUGGUCAGCGCAUGCUUGGAGUACAAGUCCUGGUAAUCCAUCUGGCCCUGCAGCCUUGUGAAUGUUGACCUGUUUAAAGGUCUUAAUCACAUCAGCUGCGGGGAGUGUGAUCACACAGUUGUCCCUUACAGCUGGCGCUCUCAUGCAUGUUUCAGUAUUACUUGCCUCGAAGCGAGCAUAAAAGUAAUUUAGCUCGUCUGGAAGGCUCGUGUCACUGUGCAGCUCUCGCCUGUGCUUCCCUUUAUAGUCUGUAAUAGUUUGCAAGCCCUGCCACAUCCAACAAGUGUCAGAGCCGCUGUAGUAUGAUUCGAUCUUAGUCCUGUAUUGACACUUUGCCUGUUUGAUGGUUCGUCGGAGGGCAUAGCGGGAUUUCUUAUAAGCUUCCGGGUUAGAGUAAGGAAACUUUUAAGAUAUCCCGCUAUGCCCUCUGUCGAACCAAUCCCAAACGGACGUGGCAGAUUCCAGUAUUAAUGGUUAAACUGUUUGUUUAUUGUUGACAGCUUCAUGGGUACAGAGGCAAAGCUCCACUGGGUCUGCUGGUGUUCAUCGGAACAGCUGACAAAAGGCUCCUCAAGCCCCAUGCCUUCUACCAUGUGCACCGCAUCAUGGGGAAAACCGUCACCACCCCUAGCAACGAGAUAAUGGUCAAUAGCACCAACAUCCUGGAGAUCCCUCUGGAACCCAAGAACAACGUGAGAGCAGUAAUUGACUGUGCUGAGAUCCUAAAGCUGAGAAACGCUGACAUUGAGCUGAGGACAGGAGAGACAGACAUCGGACGGAAGAAUACCUGUGUCCGUCUGGUAUUCCGGGUCCAUAUUCCCCAUCCAGGAGGACAGUAUGUCUCUCUUCAAGGGGCCUCCCUUCCCAUUGAGUGUUCCCAGAGGUUGGCCCACCAGCUUCCCACUGUAGAGAGUCAGGACGUAGAUCGCUGCUCGGUUCUAGGGGGACAGCAGAUGAUACUGACUGGACAGAACUUCACCUCUUAUUCCAAGGUGGUGUUCACGAAGAAUACACCUGAUGGGCUGCAGAUUUGGGACGUGGAAGCAUCAGUAGACCGAGACAAAAGCCAAUCAGUGAGUUACUGUCCUAACACAUUUAUGAACAGUGACAUUAAACUACUACUGGCUUUAUAAAGUACUACCUAACUCCUCUUCUUCUACAUAUAUACAAAAGUAUGUGGACACCCCUUCAAAUUAGUACAUUUGGCUAUUUCAGCCACACCCAUUGCUGACAGGUGUAUAAAAUCGAGCACACAGCCAUGCAAUCUACAUAGACAAACAUUGGCAGUAGAAUGGCCUUGCUGAAAAGCUCAGUGACUUUCAACAUGGCACCGUCAUAGGUUGCCACCUCUCCAACAAGUACAUUUGUCAAAUUUCUGUGCUGCUAGAGUUGCCCUGGUCAACUGUAAGUGCUGUUGUGUAGGAGCAACAACGGUUCAGCCGCGAAGUGGUAGGCCACACAAGCUCACAGAACGGGACCACCGAGUGCUGAAGCAACGUCAGCACAAGAACAGCACAAGAACAGGUCGUCAGGAGCUUCAUGAAAUGGGUUUCCAUGGCCGAGCAGCCGCACACAAGCCUAAGCCAUUGGACCCUGGAAACACGUUCAGUGGAAACACGUUCAAGCAGUGGAAACACGUUCUCUGGAAUGAUGAUUCACGCUUCACCAUCUGGAGAAUCUAGGUUUGGCGGAUGAAGAGUAAGCUUAACGCUACAGCAUACAAUGACAUUCUAGACAAUUCUGUGCUUCUAACUUUGUGGCAACAGUUUGGGGAAGGCCCUUUCCUGUUUCAGCAUGACAAAUGCCCCUGUGCGCAAAGCGGGGUUUAUACAGAAAUUGUUCGUCGAGAUCGGUGUGGAAGAUCUUGACUGGCCUGCAUAGAACCAUGGGCCUCAACCCCAUCAAACACCUUUGGGAUGAAUUGGAACACCGACUGCGAGCCAGGACUGGAAGCAAGUCCCCGCAGCAAUGUUCAAACAUCUAUUAGAAAACCUUCCCAGAAGAGUGGAGGCUUUCAUAGCAGCAAAGGGGGGGAACCAACUCCAUAUUAAUACCCAUGAUUUUCGAAUACCACAUACUUUUGAUAUUGUAGUGCAUCUCACACAGCCUCACGCGACAUGGUAUAUCCACAGUUCACACUGUCGCCCAGUGAUACUCUAUGACAAAUGUCUGAUGUUCUACUGUACCAUAUUAUAUCAAGAGCGUGCUGUUUGUCGAGAUCCCUCCAUAUCGAGAUCACACCAUUUAUCACGCGGCUAAAGUUAACUUCUAUGUGAUCUUCUAUGUGAUCAACGGGAGGAGGAAACGCAGUCAGGCGCAGCACUUCACCUACACUCCUUUAACAGCUCCCGCCAUUAAAACGGAACCCAUAGAUGACUUCCAGUUUGGCCAGCUGGGUUGUACUGUGUCCAAGGUCCUAGGAGUUUCACCCAAGUCCUACCACAACACCCCCAGUAGCCACCUUACCACUAAUAGCCACGAGGCUGGCUUGACAGCCUUAGCAGCCUGCCAGCAGGCGAGCCACCACGACUCCAUUAUCAGAUUUUCAGCCUAUCAACAACAAGACCCAUCUGUCUAUUACCCCAGUAAAAUCAGAAGUCUGGGCAGUAACCCUGUUCUGUAUCAAGAUAUGAACCACCACCACCCGGUGAUGAUCCACUAUGGCUCCCCAUCUCAGAUGUCCUAUAUCGGUAGCCAGCACUACUCUACCCUAGUCUCCCAGCCUUUCAACCACUCUCACUCUGCCACCAAUCAGCGAGUUGUCAACAUUGCGGUCCCAUUGGCCCAACACCAGCAUGUCACCAUGGUGGGUGAUGGGUACCGGGCUGCACCUUCAUCAUGGAAGGUUGAUGCCUCACCAGAGGCCUGUUCAUCAGAAGGCCAGUACCAGAACUUUAUGCAGAUGGUGGUGCCGGUCUUGGGCACGUCUCCACGACUACCACCACGAAAUAGCCCUACCCUGGCCCAGAGGGGUCCAAUAACGGGGAUCCAGAGUGGGCCAGUCCUGGAGAAGGUGAUCAAGUCUAUCUGGAUGAUGGGAUUGCCGAAAUAGCUGGAUGAUGUCCUCACCCCUGCCUCGCCUCUCUACCUCUGCUAUAAUCUUGCCGACUAGCCUUGCGGAGUCCUUGAAUGGUCUUUUCGUCUAUGUCCAUUCCAUGGCCUUGAUUAAUUUCUGAGAAGAUCAU